UAUGUAUGUAUGUUGUACAGUAUAUGUAAUCCUAUACAACUCCACCACCGCCACUCCCCACGCAACUUCCAACUUCCCAUUUCACCCCUUCAUCUCUCUACCUCUCUCUCUCUCUAUAUAUAUAUAUCGAACUCCUCCGGACCUUCCUUCACUCCCCUCACUCUUACUUCGUCUAUCUAUUCAACAUUAAUACUCUCCCCAAUUCUAUUCUCUUGUUUCACGCCUUAAUGGCUCUUGAGGCUUUGAAUUCUUCGGCGCCGCCUCCGGCGCCGCUCAACCUGUCCCGCCGCUUCGACGAUGUUGAGCCUCAUAUUGUUGACUCAUGGAGGAAAUCCAAGCGCUCCAAACGCCAGCGGGGUUGCGGUGAAUCGGAAGAAGAGUAUCUGGCUGUUUGCCUUGUCAUGCUCGCUCGCAGCGGUGGCGGUCGAUACUCCAUGACCGCCUCCCCCACUCCCACCACCCCCGCAAGCGAAGAGGGAGAUAAGUCGUCGACUAUUGCUAUAACCGCCACUACUCCUGGCGCCGUUGCUUUACCCAAUUGCGUCGACAUCAAGAAAGACCAAGAAUCCUCUCUGGCUACGCCUCCUCCUCCGCCGACGAGUACGAACAAUUCUUACAAGUGCAGUGUGUGCAAUAAAGUUUUCCCAUCAUACCAAGCGCUCGGCGGCCACAAGGCCAGCCACCGCGCCAAACCCCCAGCCGCCACAGCAGACGACGGGAACCCAUCCACCGUCUUAACGACCUCGUCGACUUACACCUCUGUUACCAACCCAAGUGGAAAGCUUCACGAGUGCUCCAUCUGCCACAAGAGUUUCCCCACCGGUCAGGCUCUUGGUGGCCACAAGCGAAGGCACUACGAAGGCGUGAUUGGCAGCGCCGCUGCCAAAAGUCGCACCACCUCCUCCUACGGCGGUGGAGGCAGCGAUCAGAUGACGGUCACCAUCUCCCGAAAUAUCGACUUAAACCUGCCGCCGUCCCCUGGAUUGCAUUGCGAUGAAGAAGUGGAAAGCGCUCUGCCGCCUUUAUUUGAAUAGAAAAAAACAAAUUUAGUGGAAAAAAAUAUAGUUUUUAUCACAUAUUUAUUAUUUUUCUUUAGGAAUUUUAUUGUGCUAUUAUUUGUCUUUUAUAGGGUUGAUGUAUAGGAAAAAGUAAGUGAAUUCUUUAUUCAUUCAUUGGAUGAAAAUUCUUAUGAUUUUAGUAUAUAGUAACUUUUUGUGUGUAUAGUAUUAUUGAAAUAUAUAUCAUUGAAGCCAAGUAA
Messenger RNA from Sesamum indicum (sesame), 1258 nucleotides. RefSeq names its product zinc finger protein AZF3. Gene Ontology annotation, molecular function: transcription cis-regulatory region binding; DNA-binding transcription factor activity. NCBI's taxonomy places the organism in Eukaryota, Viridiplantae, Streptophyta, Magnoliopsida, Lamiales, Pedaliaceae. Gene Ontology annotation, cellular component: nucleus. The record is from RefSeq and is a predicted model, not a curated record. Gene Ontology annotation, biological process: regulation of DNA-templated transcription.